AAGUUGAAAAACAGAAAAAGAAGUUCAAAAAAAAGUGAAAAAGCAAAGAUUCGCCAAUGGCAUAGCUCAACUGUUUGCUCCAUUUUGCUUUAGUAGCCAAAUAAUGCCAGUGCUUCUCUUCUCUCUCACUCAUCUAUCCACUCCUCUCUUCACUUUUAGCCGCUCAAAACCACCGUCGCAGCCACCCUUCCUCCGCCGCGAGCUCAGCCACCCUCAUCCAACAACAUGUUUUCUUCUGGGUUGACUUGAAAAUCUGUCUUUUUCUCUGAAAAUCCCCAAUUUUAUAAAUUGGAAAUCAGGACCUCGAGAAUGGAUGAUGCUAAAGAUGCAGAGUUCUCAUUGAAAGUGAUGAUAAAUAAAAAGAAAACUAAGGUACUCUUUGUAGAAGCUGACAGCCAUUUCGCAGACAUUUUGUUAAGCUUCUUGACUUUGCCGUUGGGAAGAAUUAUCAAAGUCCUUGAGAAGCACUAUGGAGACGAGGCACCUACCAUUGGUAGCUUAAGCAGUUUGUACCAUAGCUUAGUAGAUCUUGAUUUCACCGGUUUCUGGACAGAGGGUGCCAAGCAGACUCUGCUCGAUCCUGCAAGUUCAUUCGAAGAUGAAUACGCAAGGCUGAAACUUGAUUACAACGAUUAUCACCCCGCUGAAUAUUUCACGUGUAGAAAUCCCCCUCCUCAUAGUAUCCGUAGUGUAAGCAUGUACCAUGAUAGUACCCCUAUGUGCCUACAAUGCGCAAAUAGACAUCAGAUGAUAAUAGAGGAACAUGAAAAAGAGUGUCAAUUUGCUUCUGAAGAUGGAGUUUUCACCAUAAAUACAACACCUUUCAUAAUUUCUGAUGAUCUGCAGAUAUUUCCAAAUAAGAUAGGACUCUUAGGAAUCAUCAGCAUUCUUGGCCUUACAGAUGCGGAUAAGGCUCAGCCAAUCAAAGUGACUUUUGGAUUCAGUGAGAUUAUGAGUUUGUUGAAGGCGUCAUUUAUCUCCCAAACUCCAUUCUCGGACCUCUUACUGAGUAAAGCAAGACAUGUGAACUCUGUAGCUGUGGGAUCUGAACCCGAGACCUCAUUAAAUCAGAUCAAGAAUGAGGACAAUACCGACUCCAAGAAGAUAGUUUUGAAAGUCAUGGUACAAAAGUCUUGUGGUAAGUUAUUGUAUGCUCAAGCUGAGGAAGAUUUUGUCGAUUUUCUGUUUAGUUUGUUCAAUAUCCCACUGGGAAGAGCUGAGCACCUUUUGGCCGGCAAGACUUGUAUUAAGGCUAUAGACAACUUGUACCGGAGCACAGCUGUGGUUAUCGAUGACAAGUAUUUCAAGACACCAAAUACGAGAAAUAGGCUAACCAAACCCAAUGUGGUUCAUGGUUGUAUUUCCAAUGACAACAUUCUUCUCCUCACUGAAGAGUGCUUACCUGAUAACUAUAGUUAUAUCUCAUGGUCUUCUUCUGAUAAGUUUCCUAAUGGCAAGGGGAGUUAUCUUAAAACACCGCAAACUUAUCAUGUGACAGACGAUUUAACUGUGACACCUUUAUGUAUUGUCUCGAUCCUUUCUACCCUCAAUAAGCAGGAAAUCCCCAUAUCUGAUGUCAAAGAAGUGGAGCUGCAAAUCGGGCCGAAAGAGGGUUUGAACAUACUGAAAGCCUCUCUUACAUCCACUACUGCUCUCACUGAUGCUCUGCUCGAUCAAAUAUCGACCAAACAACCGAAGCAAGAACCCUUAGUUUGAUCACAAGACUUCAAUCAUUUUACCGCCUAUAUCAUCAGAGAUUAUGAAAGAUGGUGCUCUGUAAAUGAUGAAAUCUCCAUCUUUCUAAGCAGCUUGAGACACUUUUUCAGCUACUUCUUUCUUCAUAAAAUGUCUUCUGCAUUUCUUGCAACGACCGGCAAGAUCAUAGUGCAUGCUUACAUUGAAGUGUAUUGUUACAUUGUUGAAUAUUGUUUAAGAAUAUUUUAUAUUUCCUUUA
Molecule: messenger RNA, 1954 nt
Organism: Salvia miltiorrhiza (redroot sage)
Lineage: Eukaryota; Viridiplantae; Streptophyta; Magnoliopsida; Lamiales; Lamiaceae
Exons: 5
Coding region: 310-1716 (468 amino acids)
Source: RefSeq, a predicted model, not a curated record